Molecule: messenger RNA, 5407 nt
Organism: Cygnus atratus (black swan)
Lineage: Eukaryota; Metazoa; Chordata; Aves; Anseriformes; Anatidae
Gene: ANO1
Product: anoctamin 1
Exons: 27
Coding region: 63-3128 (1021 amino acids)
Biological process (GO): chloride transmembrane transport
Cellular component (GO): plasma membrane
Molecular function (GO): protein dimerization activity; chloride channel activity
Source: RefSeq, a predicted model, not a curated record
AGGGAGCCUGGGAAGUUGAGUUUGGUACCAAGCGGCAGCUGGGCUGUGGGGCUCGGCGGGCGAUGGAUAAGGAUGAGAUCCACCUGCGCAGGCUGCCGGCCGCCGCGCCCUGGGGACCACACGGAGACAGUGAGUUUCAUGGGGUGGAUUUUCUGCCAGACGACCUCAGCGAGGCUCCAGACGAGACAGGAAUGAGGGUGAACAAGAAAUACUCCUGCCUACCUGCUGAGGAGAAAGGGAUCCACAUCAUCAACAUCCGAGCUAUUGAGGAUAUAGGAUAUGACCAGCAUGAAAGCACACUAUUGAACUCCCUAUCCAAAAAUCCAGAUGCUGACUGCAAAUAUGGACUUUACUUCAGAGACGGCAAGAGAAAGGUGGAUUACAUCCUAGUUUAUCACUACAAGAAGUCCUCGUCUGGGAGGGCGCUCGCCAGGAGAACUCACCACAAUGACACAAGUGCACGAAGCACUAAGCAGGACCACCCGCUUCCUGGGAAGAGCGUGCAGCUGGAGAUGGGAGAGAGUGAACCCCCUGCGGAUUCCCAUGAAGACGACAAGAGGUUUCGGAGGGAGGAGUACGAGGGAAACCUUGUGGAGGCUGGCCUGGAACUGGAACAUGACGAGGAUACAAAAAUCCAUGGGGUUGGAUUUGUAAAAAUACAUGCACCGUGGAAUGUAUUGUGUCGAGAGGCAGAGUUUCUUAAGCUCAAGAUGCCCACAAAGAAGAUGUAUCAGAUCAAUCAGACCCAUGGGCUUCUGAAAAAGAUCAACUCUGUAAUCCAGAAGAUAACAGAGCCCAUCCAGCCCAAAGUGGCCGAACACAAGCCGCAGACAGUGAAGCGCCUCUCCUACCCCUUCUCCAGGGAGAAGCAGCACUUAUUUGAUUUGUCUGACAAAGAUUCCUUCUUUGACAGCAAAACAAGAAGUACUAUAGUUUAUGAAAUAUUGAAAAGAACGACAUGUACCAAAGCAAAAUAUAGCAUGGGGAAAGGAGAGGGAAGAAAGAAGGAAACUACCCUUUUAAAUAAAAGACGAAAAUGUGGUAAAUAUGGGAUCACCAGCCUGCUUGCCAAUGGAGUUUACAGUGCUGCAUAUCCUUUGCAUGAUGGUGAUUAUGAAGGUGAAAACGUCGAACCCAAUGACAGAAAACUCCUGUGCGAGGAGUGGGCGAGCUAUGGAGUCUUCUAUAAAUACCAGCCCAUUGACCUGGUGAGAAAAUACUUUGGAGAGAAGAUUGGACUAUAUUUUGCCUGGCUGGGAGUUUAUACACAAAUGCUUAUUCCAGCUUCCAUUGUAGGGAUUAUUGUUUUCCUAUACGGCUGUGCAACUGUGGAUGAGAAUAUACCAAGUAUGGAAAUGUGUGACCAGAGAAACAAUAUCACCAUGUGUCCUUUGUGUGACAGAACAUGCAGUUACUGGAAGAUGAGCUCUGCUUGUGCAACAGCUCGUGCAAGUCAUCUUUUUGAUAACCCUGCAACUGUCUUCUUCUCAGUCUUCAUGGCUCUCUGGGCUGCUACCUUUAUGGAACAUUGGAAGAGAAAGCAGAUGCGCCUCAACUACAGGUGGGACCUGACUGGGUUUGAAGAGGAGGAGGAGGCAGUCAAGGAUCAUCCAAGAGCAGAAUAUGAAGCAAAGGUUUUAGAAAAAUCACUGAGAAAAGAACACAAACAUAAAGAGACAGAUAAAGAAAAGCUGACAUGGAAGGAUCGUUUUCCAGCCUAUUUGACCAAUUUUGUUGGCAUUAUCUUCAUGGUGGGGCUGACAUUUGCUAUAGUGUUUGGAGUCAUAAUAUACAGAAUCUCCACUGCAGCAGCACUGGCAAUCAGCUCAACUCCGUCAGGCCGGUCCAGCGUCAGGGUCACUGUCACUGCCACUGCUGUCAUCAUCAAUUUGGUUGUCAUCAUCAUCCUGGAUGAAGUAUACGGCUGCAUAGCAAGGUGGCUAACUCAGAUCGAGGUGCCAAAAACUGACAAGAAUUUUGAAGAGCGUCUGAUUUUUAAGGCUUUCCUUCUGAAAUUUGUCAAUGCUUACACACCCAUCUUCUAUGUCGCUUUUUUCAAAGGCCGAUUUGUUGGACGUCCAGGAGACUACGUCUACAUUUUCCAUUCUUUCCGAAUGGAAGAGUGCGCGCCGGGUGGUUGCCUGAUGGAGCUGUGCAUCCAGCUCAGUAUCAUCAUGUUGGGCAAGCAGCUGAUUCAGAACAAUUUAUUUGAGAUUGGCAUCCCGAAAAUGAAGAAAUUUAUACGAUACAUGAAACUAAAGCGUCGGCGUUCCUUAGACCAUGAGGAGCACAUGAAAAAAAAGCAGCGUUAUGAAGUGGACUACAACCUGGAGCCUUUUGCUGGACUUACCCCUGAAUAUAUGGAAAUGAUUAUUCAGUUUGGAUUUGUAACCUUGUUUGUUGCAUCCUUCCCACUGGCGCCUCUGUUUGCUUUGUUGAACAACAUCAUUGAAAUCCGUUUAGAUGCAAAAAAAUUUGUUACAGAGCUGAGGAGACCGGUAGCAGUCAGAGCAAAGGAUAUAGGAAUCUGGUAUAAUAUCCUCCGAGGCAUAGGAAAGCUUGCUGUCAUAAUAAAUGCAUUUGUGAUCUCAUUCACAUCCGACUUCAUUCCACGCCUCGUGUACCUGUAUAUGUACAGUGAGAAUGGCACCAUGCAUGGCUUCGUGAACCAUACACUAUCCUCUUUUAAUGUCAGCGAUUUUCAAGCAGGAACAGCUCCAAAUGACCCCAUGGAUCUUGGCUACGAGGUUCAGAUAUGCAGAUACAAAGAUUACCGAGAACCCCCCUGGUCUGAAAACAAGUAUGACAUUUCAAAGGAUUUCUGGGCUGUCCUAGCAGCAAGAUUAGCAUUUGUGAUAGUUUUCCAGAACUUGGUCAUGUUUAUGAGUGACUUUGUUGACUGGAUUAUCCCAGACAUUCCCAAGGACAUUAGUCAGCAGAUUCAUAAAGAGAAGGUUCUCAUGGUCGAGGUCUUCAUGAGAGAAGAGCAAGGGAAGCUGCAAAUGCUGGAAACCUGGAAAGACAAGGACAAGAAAAAAGGUGAAAACUGUAACAAUCACAGCCCCAGACUCUCCAGGAGCCACAGUGGGAGCUUGUCCUCCUGCCACUCGUAUCCUGUUGACGUAUAGAAGAGGAGGCAGUUGAGCAUGUUGGGGCAUUCCACUGUUACAUAAGCCAUCAUGUAAAGGGCAGGACUUGACAAAUGGACAACCUGGUGCAUGUUGAAGGAUGUGCUGCCAUUUUACUCCCAUUUUUGUGAAAAAUGCUCUUCUGACAAAUGGGGAGGACCAUGAUCUAUUUCUGAUAAUGUGUUGUGUUUUUUUUUUUCUCUUUUGCACAAGCAGUAAUGCAGGGAAUUUUUGUAUGUCAUCAUUAGAUAACACUAUUGACAUUGAUGUGCAUUAAUAAAUGCACUUAGUACAUCUUGAUAGAGAUAUUCUCUAAGAAUUUGAACUUAGAAAAUUAAAUAAUUAAAGGUAAAUUUUAAGUAAUAAUAAUACUACUAAUUUAAAAUAUUUUUGGAGCCCUUGGCUUGCAGGUCUGUGGGACAACUUUGUAUGCAAAAUCAGCUUUAGAGUGUGCUCUAGUAUUCCUUUUGGCAGGAGAGGAGAGGAACCGUGCAAAGUUUACCAGACUUACUUGCUUUCAAAGACAUGGUUUAGCUCUGCUAGCAGACAUCUAUGAACCUGCAGGUCUGAAACAAAGCUCCCAUUGAGCUUUAGAGUCAAACACAUGCCUGAGGCGCUUGUGGCAUUCUGCUGUGUGCCUGACACCUCCGCUGAGCACUGCUCUCUUCACAAGCAUCAGGAAAGUGGAUCUGGAAGAGUCCUUCUUACCAAUGAACAACCGAUGUGGUGGAAGCUACCUUGGUGCCCCAGACUGCAUCACAUGUGUUUGAGUGGUCCCCCAGGGGCUCCUAGCUCGUAGCAAGGUGGCAGCAGCACAAUUUGGGAGAUCUUCCCAGCAGGUUGAUUACCAUGGAGUAUUUUGGUAAAUGCCCUGAAUUAAUGAGCACAUGUAGAGCUGCAGUGAGUCACACUGCCCUGCCUAGUACUUGGACACCAUUCUUGCUGAGGAGAGUCCCUUUUUCCCGUUGUUUUAGCACAUCCCUUUCUUAGCCAGGUUUUUCUCUGUAGCCCUCUAUGCUCUGCAGGAGACGGGAGUCUGCACGCAUCUUUCACAGCCAGUUUCCCCUGCAGACUUUGAACUGCUGAAUGGCAUUUCCCAGAGGCUAUGCCAGAGGAGUAAGUCCAAAACAUGUACCACUUACUGUCUUUAAUGGAAGUUUUGCCUGCAAUGGGGCUACAGGACCAGACCUUCAGUUAGUUACAGGACUUUUCUUUUGUCUUAAAAUACCCUAUCUUUUAUACAAAGAGCUUCCUUAAAGUACAAGUCUAAAGUCUUUACUUAAGAAGCCUAUCUAAAUCCCAUAAGUUCAAAUCUUUUUAAGUAUAGUACAUUUUAGUUUUGCUUUGUCAAAUGAUAAACUGCACUUCCAAAUAAUAUUGGUGCAAUUAACCUCAUUUCUUUUAUCGCUUUGUCUUGUCCAUGGCACUUGCAUUAUGAAUAUAAAACUGAAUAAAAUAAAAUGUAAAGAUUUCUUUAAAGUCUAACUACUGUAUGGUUUGUUACAAAACCAAACGACGUCAAGACUGUUUUCAGUUACUUGUUUCUUUUUCCUUUUUUUUCCCUUUGCCAAACUAAUUUAAAGAUUAAUGCUAGAACUUAAAAAAAAAAAGCCAUAUCUAGCUUUUGAUAUAUUUAUUUGUUUUAAAGUAUGUGAGAAACUUGAUAUUUUUCUGUAGUCUGUCCAAAGAAGAUACCAGAAAAGAUAUUAUGUGGAAGAAAGAAAAUGGUAUUAACCAAAUGUUCUUGAAACUUAUUUAAAAUAUUGAUUCAACCAAAGAUUUUUAUUAAUAAAGGGCUUAUAUUUUGUUAACUCUUGUUUCUGUUGUAUUUUGACUUGCAGGAAUGUCACUAUUUUUAAAAUUUGUAAUUUAUGGUAUCUUACAACUAUAGGGCCAAAUCCUGCCUGGUAUAUUCACACAAUAAGCAUUAUUCCUGGCAGUAAACAAGAUCAGACCCAUGGACUGCAGUAGAAAUAUGAGUGCAAAUAAAUUAGGUAAAUCCUGUUGAAGAAGUGUUCUUUUUCUCAUCCUUUGGUAGCCCAAAAGAUCCAGAAGAAAGCCAAACAUGAACUACCUAUUCUGAAGAGACAUCAUAGGGAACUUCCUCUAGGGGAAUUUCAUCUGUAAAUACUUAUCUGAAAGUGUUCCCAGCUUAAUACUGACAUUCCUGUAAAUGGUAGAACUAUAUCCUGAACACAUACUUAUCAGAAUUUUUCAUUGUUUGCUGAAAUCAUGAAAUAGUAACAGUGGCUUAUACUUUCUUUUGUACAGUAAAUUGU